AUGGGGGGGCGGGCGGGGGAGGUGGGCGCUUGCAGAACGGAGGGAGGGGGGGGGGAUCGCGGGCGUGAGGGGGGGGGAAGGUGGGGCAAUGGUGGGCGGUGGGGUGAAGGUGAGGGCAGUACUAGGGGGGGGCGGCGUGAAGGGGGAGGCGAGGGGGGCCGUGCCCCCGGAGGAGCCCCGAUUUCGGCGGGCGGGGGGCGAACGUGGGCGGCUUGGGGGAGACGGAUGGCCACGGGACUAAGAGGGGGUGGGAUUGCUUGGGUCAGGGAGGCGAGGCGGGGGCGUGAGGGCCACAGGGGGAACUACGGGGGCUGCGAAGGGGUCACGGAACGAGUGAGGGUGGCCAGGCCGAGGGGGAGGGGGGGGGUGUAG
Dicrocoelium dendriticum is the source of this 372-nucleotide messenger RNA. NCBI's taxonomy places the organism in Eukaryota, Metazoa, Platyhelminthes, Trematoda, Plagiorchiida, Dicrocoeliidae. The record is from the annotation of a GenBank genome assembly.